Messenger RNA from Hymenoscyphus albidus, 474 nucleotides. Lineage: Eukaryota; Fungi; Ascomycota; Leotiomycetes; Helotiales; Helotiaceae. The record is from the annotation of a GenBank genome assembly.
AUGAAGGUCCAGGAAAACCAAUCUUUGCAAAAGCUUUUGGAGGUUGAGCGCGAAAAGUACAAUACUAUCCAGAUUCAACACAUAGAUUGCCGGAACCGAAUUUCCAGAGACGAGUACAAUCUUUUAAAAGAAAAUCAAAAUGCUCUACAAGAACAUCUUCAAUCUCUCAAUGAAUUGAGGGUCGAUUAUGAUAGCUUAAAGUCAACUCAUGAGAAUUGCAUCGCCAACGAAGUCAAGUCUAAGGAGGAGCUUAAUAUUCUAAAAGGCCGGUAUGAGGAACUUGUUAGAGUUUCCUCUCAACCUCAACCUCCACCUAGCCUACCACAGUACCCUGUCGUUCCCUACAACUAUAAUAUGCCAGGUAUCAUGGCUCCACCCUUUUAUACGACUAGUGGAAACUCUCAACAAUCUCAACCACUGGAUGCCAGAGCACCGGUUUUUACUCCUUCUGUACCAUCAUCCGUUGCUGGCUGA